AUGGGCGCACGUGGGAAUGACCCCUACUUCCGCUUUCAUCCCCCCUACGCACAGCGCAAGUACCACAACAUCUCCUGUUUCUGGGAAAAACAACCCCGAGGCUGCCUGAGGAUCAGCUGUACUUUCCAUCACAGCAAACCUCAAUAUAUCAAUGGACUUUUUUUGCCACCCACUAACAAUGCCCCACUACAACAGGCUGCCCACCAAGGGAUUCUGCAUCCAGGCCCUCAUCAGCAACCCCACAGAAAUCAACACAACACUCGACUGCCAAUUCACCCACCGCUCAUCAUAAACCUCCAGGACGACGAAGAUGAUGAGGAAGAGGAGGAGAACUAUGUUCCUGACUGGGUGCCCAAGACUGCUGAAGAGAUCGAAGAGGAAAGGGCAAUAAAGGAAAUAUGCUAUAAAUCUGGAGAGUAUUACAGGAUUCAGCCCCCUCGUGAACACCCCUCAACAACAACCGUGUCUUCGCCUUGGGAAAAAGAGCUGUCCCCCGUGGAAGCCACCCACCCAGACUUGCAGAAAGGCAAAUUACCUCCAUUUUCAAAGGCUUUGCCGUCUGUGCUGCCAAUAUUCUCAAUCGCUACUGUGUUUCCUGAAGGCUCUCCUUCUCUUUCUGCGUUAUUCAGUGUGGUGGGAAUUGUAUUGCCAUCACCUGGAAAGGCAAGAGAAAGAAGGGUUUACCUGCUUGCGGAAACGAGAAGAAAGUCUUCUUUUGACUCCGCAGGACCACCGCUGUCUGCGUACAUCGUCUCCCGUGCCUUCACUGCCAAGACAGCGCCAAAGUUCAGUGAAGCUACAGCGGUGCCCGAGGCACACGGUCUAAAAGGCCCCGAGCAAAAGAAUCAGCUCCACACAAAGACAAGACCUGGGAGCCAAGCGCAAAACUACGGUAAUACUUACAUAGCCAAGACGAUGUGCAAGUCCACAGAAAAGGAGACCGCCAGCUUCCACACGGGAAAAAGAAGCAGCGAGGACUUCAAUUUACAAGAACAAGGGAAUUAG
Athene cunicularia (burrowing owl) is the source of this 1005-nucleotide messenger RNA. RefSeq names its product chromosome unknown C12orf50 homolog (gene ZC3H11D). The record is from RefSeq and is a predicted model, not a curated record. Bases 1 to 1005 code for a protein of 334 amino acids. The transcript has 9 exons. NCBI's taxonomy places the organism in Eukaryota, Metazoa, Chordata, Aves, Strigiformes, Strigidae.